Messenger RNA from Electrophorus electricus (electric eel), 4044 nucleotides. It is a transcript of the gene mms19, whose product is annotated as MMS19 homolog, cytosolic iron-sulfur assembly component. Lineage: Eukaryota; Metazoa; Chordata; Actinopteri; Gymnotiformes; Gymnotidae. The record is from RefSeq and is a predicted model, not a curated record. Gene Ontology annotation, cellular component: cytosolic [4Fe-4S] assembly targeting complex; MMXD complex.
CUCUGUUGAGUUUGAACCCGUUCACGAUGGCUGCCGAUAGCAUUCGUCUGCUGGAUUUGGUGGGAGAUUUUGUAACGGGGCAAGUGGACAGUAAGGCCACGGAUGUUGCAAAUGGUGUCAAGUCUGGACAAUUCUCAAUUCUUCAGUUGGUUGAAGCACUAGGAUUAAGCCUAACAAGUUCAGAGUCUCAGACACGUGGCAGAGGCGUGCAGCUUCUCUCUCAAGUGCUAGAAGAAUGCUACACCAGUCUGUCUGAGAGGGAGGUGGAGGUCCUGGUAGCUUUUUACGAGAACAGACUGAAAGAUCACUACGCCAUCACACCACAUGUUCUCCAUGGACUCAAGGCACUGGCUAAGUGCACAGUACUCCCUAAAGGGUCAGCAGUAUCUAUUCUGAAAUCCCUCUUCCAGGAUGUCCAUGUACAGUCCCUGAUGCUGGCAGAGCGUUCAUGUGUCUACAAUAUACUUAUCAGCCUCAUGGAAUCUAGAGAGGAGGAGCUGAAGGGAUUGGGUCCAGACUUCGUGUUUGGAUUUGUGCAGGCAGUAGAUGGAGAGAGAGAUCCACGCAACCUGCUGCUGGCAUUCCAGAUAGCCAGGAAUAUCAUCCACAGAGGAUACAACCUCAGUCAGUUCACAGAAGAGCUAUUUGAAGUCACAUCCUGUUACUUCCCCAUAGACUUCACCCCUCCUCCCAAUGACCCUCAUGGCAUCACGCAGGAGGAGCUCAUCCAGGCUCUCCGGGCUGUUCUGACGGGGACAGCACAAUUCGCAGAGUUCCUUCUGCCCUUGAUCAUCGAGAAGCUUGACUCGGAUAUGCAAAAUGCCAAAGUGGACUCCCUGCAGACACUGGCUGCGUGUGCAUCUGUAUAUGGGCACAAAGAGCUGAGUGACUUCCUCCCGAGCCUUUGGUCCUCCAUACGCAGAGAGGUGUUCCAAACUGCGAGCGAAAGCGUGGAGUCAGCAGGACUCUCAGCCCUCCGUGCCCUCACUUCCUGCCUGUGUCGUUCUGUCCUCACCUCGAACUCUGAAGAUUCUCUGCACGUCUUCUUGGACCUAGUUCUCAAAGACUGUCAACACCAUCUCUGCGAGCCAGAUCUGAAGCUAGUGUGGCCCAGUGCCAAACUGCUGCAGGCUGCAUCUGGCGCCUCCUACAGGGCGAGCCUCAUCGUGACGGCAGUAGUGCUGCCCACCCUGCUUGAGCAGUACAGCUCCAGGACUCAGUGUGCUCAACGGCGCACUCUGCUGGAGGUGGUGCAGGGUUUCAUCCAGCCCACGGCAAGUAGCUGGCCUGCAGAGGGAGAGGAGACUGUGUUGCAGCCGUUCCGGAAGUCUCUUUGCAGUGUGGUGUUUUCGGCUCUGGCUGAGUCCAACGCAAGUCUUCAAAUCACAGCUGCCAAAGUUCUCACCAAACUGGGGCAGCAGCCUGGUGUGCUGGCACAGCCUGAUGUAGAGAUGGCAGUGGACCACCUGAGCAGGCUUGUUCUGGAGGAACACGACGCUAAGGUCAGUUUGGCGGUAGCAGAAUGCGCCGGCUCGCUGUCCCGCCUCCACCCGGCACCCUUUGCCUCCAGAAUGAUCCCUAAAUUGAAGCAGGAGAUCUUCUCAGAGCCCACAGUGCGGGAAGAUGACUUUGACCUCCUACCCGGCCAGAGCAGGGAUGCGGGCAGGCAGCGGUGCAUCAUGGCUCUGGCCUCUGUGUCCACUCAGCCCAGCCUGGUGCGGGAGAGUGCCCCCGUGCUGCUACAGAUGCUAGCUGCCGCACACACAGGAAGCAGAAUUUUCUCUGUGGAGGAGGUGGUCUCCGUGUGCUGUAGUCUGCAGAGGAUAGCUGAUCAGACCCCGAACACAGAAGAGAUGGGCCACUUUUUCCAUGAUGUUGUGAUUCCACGACUACUCACGCUGUCCCUGCAUGCAGCUCUGCAGGGGGAGAAUGAAUCGGGUCACAGCAGUCCUCUCAUAGAGGAGGCAGUGCUGUCUGCUAUAGUCCCUGUCAUAAACACCGCCUGUGCUGCCCUACAGACAGAACUUGCUACUACAAUGGCAGCCCAGGCGGUGUACCUCUUCUUAGACGGAGAUGUAUCCUUCCUGCCAGAAAAUGACUGCCCGUCCAAAAUUCAGCUACUCAGGAGCCAGUCCUGGACCCAGUCCCAGCUAGUGUGUUUGCUAAUGGCCUGUGUGUGUUCCCUCCCACACAGUGUGGACAUUCCUGAGUUUGACAGGCUUCUGGGCCAAUUGGAAGAGCUGAGCUGCACAAGCACGCACCCAUUCUCUUAUACAUCUGCAGCUAAGUGCUUUGCUGGACUGAUCAACAAGAGAGCAGCAGGCCAAACCUUGGAUGGAGUACUGGAGAAGACCUUGAGAAGGAUUAGUGUAACGUUAGACAAUCAGUCUUCUGCCCAGCGGAUUCAAGCCUUUAAUUUACUUGUCUGGAUGACCAAGGCUCUGCUCCUGCGUUACCAUCCUCUAUCAGCAGUCCUGACUGACAAGGUGUUCUCCCUGAUGAGUGACUGCUUGUUGGCGUCCCAGGCGGCUGACUGCUUUGAGCUCCUCAUGAGCGACUCCCCGGACGUGCUGAACCGCAGUUGCCAUGCUGAUGUGCGCAUCAUGUACCGGCAGCGUUUCUUUGCAGAGAACUCUGGGAAAAUCGUACAAGGCUUCAACUGUGCAGAGCAGGGGAAGAAGUCUGUUUAUCUGAAGGCCCUGUCUCACAUUGUAAAUAAUCUGCCCAGGCAAGUCCAACUCACAGAGCUUCCUUCGUUGCUGCCUGUCCUGCUAGAGGCACUGUCGUGUCCUGACCAGGUGGUGCAGCUCUCCACCUUGUGCUGCCUGCAGCCUGCACUGCUGGACCCUCCCCCUGCACUCAGCACCCAGCUGGAAGCCCUCUUCUCCCGCCUGCUGCCUCUGACAGCCAGCCCCUCCAUGAAAGUGAGGAUCGCUUCUCUUCGCUGUGUCCAUGCUCUGUCCCAGCUACCAGAACACAUGGUGCUGCCAUUCCGGGCCCAGGUGCUGAGGGCCCUGGCCUCUCCCCUGGAUGACAAGAAGAGACUGGUGAGGAAGGAGGCUGUGUUGGCCCGUGGAGAAUGGUUUUUAAUAGGUAGUCCAGGAGGAAGGUGAAAGACGCAACACUGUUCAUCGGGGGAGAAGUACAUGCUACCUACUGAGUGACCCACAACAGCCUCUGGACAUCAUCUCAUCGACUGAAGACUUUCUAGUUAAAUUUACUAAUUUCUAUACAACAUGUGUUCUAAAUCCAUACAACAGGAGAAGAGUUACCCUGCCUCACACAGAGCUGUUUGCAAAUGUACUGAAAUCAUACAUGGGUAGAGGCCUGUGCUAUUGUGUUUUACCUUUUACAGAAGUCUGGAACCUUGUCCAGCAGGUGGUGCUGUGUCUGAGCCAAUAUCAUGUACAUCUUCAGGGUUUGUUGGUGUUUUGGGGCAGUCGUUUUUUCCCCCCAUACUAGCAAAUUUCCACCCAAGGGAGACAAAACACCAAUGCAAAUUAACAGUUUCAUCACAGAGUAGACUUCCCAAUUAUGGUCUUCACCCUUGCUGUUAUGUACUGAUUAAACUGAUGGACUGUGAGUAACAGUUUAAUGACAUGAUUCUUUGAACAGUAAUUGACUUUAUUUUUUAAUAGAUUCUAUGUAUGUAUGAGGAGUGCAGGGGGAGAUUUGUAUGAAAUAUUGGCAUAUUAAGACUGUCCAAUCCUUUUUUUUUUAAACCUUUGAGACAUUCUUGUAGCGACAGGGUUGGUGGUGGUUAAUUUCACUGGACUAACACUGAAGCCUCACCACACAACCCAUGCCAAUGAUGGCAAUGAACAAAAUUUAACUUGUCAAUAAAUAUUUCUUUGUAAAUGUGUAAAAUGAAAUUAUAUGUCAUAUUGGUGUAACUAAAAUCAAUCAGGCAUUUGUACAGCCAUUUUUGAUUAAUUCAAAUUUAAAGUACAUUUUCAUUGAUUUUUUAAAACAAAACAGAAUCAAAACCAAAGCAAAGAUUUUUCAUUCAAUACAAGUAUAAACAAGUCUUUUACAUCAUGUAAA